AUGGUUAGCCAUACUUGGCCUCAUCUGCUGGUAUCAUUGUGCACAUCCGUGUGUCUAUCUAUCAUCUGUCUGUCUGUCCAUCUAUCAUCUAUCUAUCUAUCUAUCUAUCAUCUAUCUAUCUAUCAUCUAUCUAUCUAUCACCUAUCUAUCUAUCUAUCUACCUAUCUAUCUAUCUAUCUAUCUAUCAUCUAUCUAUCUAUCUACCUAUCUAUCUAUCUAUCUAUCUAUCUAUCUAUCUAUCUAUCUACCUGUCUCUGUCUGUCUGUCUAUCUAUCUAUCUAUCUGUCUGUCUGUCUGUCUAUCUAUCUAUCUAUCUAUCUAUCUAUCAUCUAUCUAUCUAUCUAUCUAUCUAUCUAUCUAUCAUCUAUCUAUCUAUCUAUCUAUCAUCUAUCUAUCUAUCUAUCUAUCUAUCAUCUAUCUAUCUAUCAUCUAUCUAUCUAUCUAUCUAUCUAUCAUCUAUCUAUCUAUCUAUCUAUCUAUCAUCUAUCUAUCUAUCUAUCUAUCAUCUAUCUAUCUAUCUAUCUAUCUAUUUACCUGCCUACUACCUAUCUCUAUUUCCACCCAUCAAUCUAUCUAUCCAUCAGUGAGUGGAAAGGCUCAUUAGGGGACCUGCUCGUAUUGUUAUGA
Mastomys coucha (southern multimammate mouse) is the source of this 627-nucleotide messenger RNA. RefSeq names its product NADH-ubiquinone oxidoreductase chain 5-like. Lineage: Eukaryota; Metazoa; Chordata; Mammalia; Rodentia; Muridae. The record is from RefSeq and is a predicted model, not a curated record.